CAACAAAAAAAAGCAUCCGGGUCAGAGAGGGAUGAUGGCAGCCACCAUGGAGAAAGCAGCCGGCAUGAGUAGUAUGCUGGAAUUUAUGAAACUAAUCGGACAGCUCAAAAGGGUGCCUCGGACCGGCUGGGUGUACAGAAAGGUGAAGAAACCUGAGAGCGUGUCGGACCACAUGUACCGCAUGGCCAUGAUGUCUCUGACCAUCACGGACCCUGCUAUAGACAGAGACAGGUGCAUAAAGAUGGCUCUUGUCCACGACAUGGCAGAGUGCAUUGUGGGAGAUAUCGCUCCAUCUGACAAUGUCAGUAAAGCGGAGAAAUACAGGAGAGAGGAGGAAGCAAUGAAACAUCUGACAAGCCUUCUGCAGGAGGGACUUAAACAGGAGCUUUUUGCACUGUGGGAGGAAUAUGAAUCUCAGAGCAGUCCAGAGGCUCGGCUGGUGAAACAGUUUGACCUCCUGGAGAUGAUCCUGCAGGCUCAUGAGUACGAGGAACUGGAGGGAGAACCUGGGAGACUGCAGGAGUUCUUUGACUCCACCAAAGGUCGGUUCCACCAUCCAGAUGUGCUCCAGCUGCUCAACUCUUUGAAUAUAGAAAGAGGUAGUCGCAUGACUAAUACUGAGCCCACAAAGACAUCUGAGGAAACAAGGACUGAUGUUCACACACAUCCUGACAGCGUGCAAAAAAACCCUCCAGUGGAUGGACAGAGAUCAAAGGAUGAAACAUAAAAUGAUUGUGGAACCACACACUGAGAUACCAUAUGACACUGAGAGGCCACAUGUUUUAAACGGCAGGAUACAACGACCAAAUCCUCUGCUCGUUCCAAGUUAUUAAGAUCUGUAGACGGCAAAAUACACUCUGUUUUGAAUUUUGCGGUUGUGAUGCUUUGUUCAGUUUCGCAACUUUGCAUAUUCAACACAUUGCAGAGUUAAUUUAGGAAACUCUUCCAUAAAACAGCAGCAGACUUUAAUCAUUUCAAAAACAGCAGAGACUGUAAUAAUAGAAGUUGUCAAAUCAAAUAUUUGAUUAAAAUGACCCAGAUAGUGCUUGUAUAGUAUUAUAAUGAACAGAAAUAAUUCCCUGUUACACUCAAAGUAAUAACCAGGAAACAUCUGAAUCCUAUUUCCUGUAGUUUAUUACUGUUACUUAUAAGGUAUUAUAUUAUACUGUAUGAAGUGGCUGUUUAUCGGUUAUGAUGUCAAGCAUGUCAGUUAAAUUAAAUGUUGUUCAUAUCAACAGCUUUAUUGUCCAGUUAGGUUUAGAGGUAUUUUUAUGAGUAUGUGUCAAUACAGCACCAUAAUGGCUUUGAAAUAAAGCAGUCAAGGUCAAAGUGUGAACUUCACACUUAAAUCUGAGUGUCUUUAUUCAUCCGUCCAACCGGUUCUGCAGCAUCUGUCUGAAGGUGAGCGGAGUACGGUCCUGCACAGCUCAGGAUCCAACCUCCCAGUAAACACCAGUGAGGUUGUUAUAUUGGCAGACGUACAUGAACACAUAAUACUCAUUUCCCCCAUAGCUGUAGUUUUCAGUUUUUAUAAAAAACAGUCUUUCCAAAUUUGGUUGAACAAUCUUUAAUAUUCACACAUAAGCCAUAAAAAUGUUUGUUUAAAUAAACGAAUAUGGGUGAACGUGUUCAGCGUUGCAUUGGUUCGGGUUAACAUUGCAGUUGUGUCUUUGCGUGUAGAGAAAUAGAUGAAAUGGAACAUUUUCGGCCAUCUGCAUUUGUGAAAUAAUAAACCUGUGUAUCGUUUCCCAGAGACAGAGCACCUGUAACCUCAGUUAUUAUUUUAUAAACCUAAAUGUUGACAUGGCUUUUUAAUAAACACAUUUUAGACAGCGGUGUAUUUCUCCCUGAUAAGAAACAUGGAAACUUAUACAAGAGUUGGUUUGAUGGUCAUGUGAGGAAAAGGCCACACAGAGCAGACUUUAAAAGUUGAAAAGGAAAACACAAACUGUAUAAUGGAGAUUUUAAUCUUUUCAUCGUUGAACAAAAGUUAUUCCGUGCAGUUUAUGUAGCAUUAAAGAAAAUGAAACAAAAAAAGAGUCAGUA
This is a messenger RNA of Cololabis saira (Pacific saury), 2046 nucleotides long. It is a transcript of the gene hddc2, whose product is annotated as HD domain containing 2. The transcript is spliced from 6 exons. NCBI's taxonomy places the organism in Eukaryota, Metazoa, Chordata, Actinopteri, Beloniformes, Belonidae. Gene Ontology annotation, molecular function: 5'-deoxynucleotidase activity. The record is from RefSeq and is a predicted model, not a curated record. The coding region runs from base 32 to 727 and encodes 231 amino acids. Gene Ontology annotation, cellular component: cytoplasm.